This is a messenger RNA of Spinacia oleracea (spinach), 1518 nucleotides long. Lineage: Eukaryota; Viridiplantae; Streptophyta; Magnoliopsida; Caryophyllales; Amaranthaceae. The record is from the annotation of a RefSeq genome assembly.
AUGGAAGAAUUCCAAAGACAUAUAGAACUAGACAGGUCUUGGCAACAUAAUUUUUUAUAUCCACUUAUCUUUCAGGAAUAUAUUUAUGCAUUUGCAUAUGAUCAUGGUUUAAAUAAAUCGAUUUUGUUGGAAAAUUCAGGCAACAGUAAAUACAGUUUACUGCUUGUAAAACGUUUAAUUACUCGAAUGUAUCAACAGAAUCAUUUGAUUCUUUCUGCUAAUGAUUCGAAUCAAAAUGUAAUUUUGGGGCACAAGCACAAAAAGAAUUUGUAUUCACAAAUGAUAACAGAAGGGUUUGCCGUCAUUGUGGAAGUUCCAUUUUCCCUACUAUUAAUAUCUUCCCUAGGGGAAAAAGAAAUAGUAAAAUCUCAUAAUUUGCGAUCAAUUCAUUCAAUAUUUCCCUUUUUAGAGGACAAAUUAUUACAUUUAAAUUAUGUGUUAGAUAUAUUAAUAACUUACCCCGCCCAUCUCGAAAUCUUGGUUCAAACUCUUCGCUACUGGGUGAAAGAUGCCUCUUCUUUGCAUUUAUUACGAUUUUUUCUUUAUGAGUAUCGUAAUUUGAAUAGUCUUAUUACUCCAAAGGAAUUGAUUUCCUUUUUGAAAAAAAGGAAUCAAAGAUUAUUCUUAUUCCUAUAUAAUUUGCAUGUAUGUGAAUACGAAUCCCUUUUUGUUUUUCUCUGCAACCAAUCCUCUUAUUUACGACCAACAUCUUUUGGAGCCCUUAUUGAACGAAUCUAUUUCUGCGGAAAGCUAAAAUAUCUAGUAAAAGUUUUUACUAAGGAUUUUGGAGUUAUCCUAUGGAUUUUCAGAGAACCUUUCCCACAUUAUGUUAGGUAUCAAGGAAAAUCAAUUCUGGCUUCAAAAGGGACAUCUCUUCUGAUGCAUAAAUGGAAAUAUUACCUUAUCUAUUUCGGGCAAUGUCAUUUUUCUGUGUGGUCUCAACCAAAAAGACUCUAUAUCAAUCGAUUAUCAAACCAUUCCCUAGACUUUAUGGGUUUUCUUUCAAGGGUGCGACUCAAUUCUUCAGUAAUACGGAGUCAAAUGUUAAAAAAUUCAUUUCUAAUAGAGAAUAUUAGUAAGAAGUUCGAUACCGUAGUUCCAAUUAUUCCUUUGGUUGGGUCAUUGGCUAAAGCGAAAUUUUGUAAUGUAUUAGGGCAUCCCAUUAGUAAGUCGGUCUGGACCGAUUUAUCAGAUUCUGAUAUUCUUGAUCGAUUUGGACGUAUAUGUAGAAAUAUUUCUCAUUAUUAUAGCGGCUCUUCAAGAAAAAAAAGUUUGUAUCGAAUAAAGUAUAUACUUCGACUUUCUUGUGCUAGAACUUUGUCUCGUAAACACAAAAGUACUGUACGUGCUUUUUUGAAAAGAUUAGGUUCAGAAUUUUUAGAAGAAUUCUUUACAGAGGAAGAAAAAGCUCUUUCUUUGAUCUUACCAAGAGAUUCUUCUAUCUCACGGGGAUUAUAUAGAGGGCGUAUUUGGUAUUUGGAUAUUAUUUGUAUUCAUAAUUUGGCCAAUGAUGAAUGA